Molecule: messenger RNA, 1495 nt
Organism: Arabidopsis arenosa
Lineage: Eukaryota; Viridiplantae; Streptophyta; Magnoliopsida; Brassicales; Brassicaceae
Source: the annotation of a GenBank genome assembly
AAAAUUCCCUCUUUUGAUUCUCUCAAUCUCACUCCAAUUUCUGCAAAAUCAAAGCUUUUUUUAAAAUUCAUUUCACUUCUCUGUUUUUGCUCAGAUUGUUCAAACAUUGCAGAUCUUCAGGUUUUUAUUUAUAAGCAGUGAAGCGUUCACUAGUUGUUUAGAAGUUGGUGAAUGUGAUUAAUGGGUAGCAGUGAGAUGGAAAAAUCAGGUAAAGAGAAAGAACCUAAGACUCCACCGCCUUCGUCUUCUUCUUCUGCUCCUGCUACUGCUGUUUCACAGGAACCUUCUUCUGCUGUGAGUGCUGGAGUGGCUACUCAAGAUUGGUCUGGUUUCCAGGCUUAUUCUCCUAUGCCGCCUCAUGGUUACGUAGCAUCAAGUCCUCAACCUCACCCUUAUAUGUGGGGCGUUCAGCAUAUGAUGCCUCCUUAUGGAACACCGCCUCAUCCAUAUGUUGCGAUGUAUCCUCCAGGUGGCAUGUAUGCACAUCCUUCAUUACCUCCGGGGUCUUAUCCAUAUAGUCCCUAUGCAAUGCCUUCUCCUAAUGGAAUGGCUGAAGCUUCUGGCAAUACUGGAAGUGUUGUUGAGGGUGAUGCUAAACCAUCUGAUGGGAACGAAAAAUUGCCAAUCAAAAGAUCAAAAGGAAGCUUGGGAAGUUUGAAUAUGAUUAUAGGAAAGAACAAUGAAGCUGGAAAAAACUCAGGAGCAUCAGCUAAUGGAGCUUGUUCUAAAAGUGCUGAGAGCGCUUCUGAUGGAUCAAGUGACGGAAGUGAUGCAAAUUCACAAAACGACUCUGGCUCUAGACACAACGGGAAGAAUGGUGAAACAGCUUCAGAGAGUGGUGGUUCUGCUCAUGGACCACCCCGUAAUGGAAGUAAUCUACCGGUGAACCAGACCGUCGCUAUCAUGCCAGUGUCGGCUACAGGUGUUCCAGGCCCACCAACAAAUCUAAACAUCGGAAUGGAUUAUUGGAGCGGUCAUGGGAAUGUAUCUGCAGCAGUUCCUGGAGUUGUAGUAGAUGGGUCUCAAUCACAGCCAUGGUUACAGGUUUGUGAUGAGAGAGAGCUUAAGCGACAGAGACGGAAGCAAUCCAAUAGGGAGUCUGCUCGUAGAUCCAGGUUGCGUAAACAGGCGGAAUGUGAUGAGCUAGCACAACGAGCAGAGGUUUUGAAUGGAGAAAACUCAAGUCUUAGAGCAGAAAUUAACAAGCUCAAAAGCCAAUAUGAAGAGCUUCUCGCUGAAAAUAGCUCUCUCAAGAAUAAGUGUUCGUCAGUCCCGUCUCUGGAAGGAGGAGACUUGGACAAGAACGAGCAAGAACCACAGAGAAGUACACGUCAAGAUGUUGCUUAGACCACUCCUGGUUCCUUCCACAACUCAGCUUGACUCAAGAACAGCAGCUAACAGAUCUACGUAAUUUUAGAAACCAGAUUUGGUGUGGUUUCUUUAGUGUUUAAGCUUAAUGGUUCGUUUAAUUAGGGAAAAAAGAGUUACUUCUUUA